AGCAUCAAAGAUGGCGGCCACCCUCGUUUCGUACUGGAGCGAUUCAGAUUCAGAUAAUGAGACCAAAUCUCAUGUUAUUCCCGAAAAGGUUGACCCCGAUGCUCUGGCACARCUUCAACCGUUGAAAUCUGGCAAAACAAUGUCACUGGCUGUCCUCAAUUCAGCUCCCGAGGUCGCCGUAAAGGAGGCUGUGGAGACUGGCGUACAUCUGGACCCCUCUCUCAAAGAGGUCACCUACAACCCCACAUAUGAAACCAUGUUUGCACCAGAGUUGGGUCCUGUCAACCCAUAUAAAAGUCAACAGAUGGCUGCACCCAGGAAUAUGCUGUCUGGCUAUGCAGAGCCUGCUCACGUCAACAACUUUAUGUUUGAACAGCAGAGGAGGACCUUCUCCACCUUUGGCUAUGCUCUGGAUCCGUCUGUGGAUACAAGCCAAAACUCCUCCAAUAGCUACAUCGGUGCAGUGGACGAGGCAGAGAAAAAGAAAGGAUUGACUGUGUUUGAGGUUGGCCCAAAGAAGACUGACAAGAGGAAAAAGGUGCAAGGAGGUGAAGCAAAUGACAUUGACAAUUACCUCGGGCCCUGGGCGAAAUACGCGGAUGAAAAGGACGGCGCCAAACCAUCAGAGGAGGAACAGAAGGAGCUGGACGAGAUCACAGCCAAGAGGCAGAAGAAGGGAAGGAACGAGGAAGAGGCUCCGGCGGAGGAGAAGACCAUUCUCCAUGUCAAAGAUGCGUACGACUACCAGGGGAGGUCAUACCUCCACGUACCCCAAGACGUGGGCAUCAACCUGCGUACUGCAGACAUCCCAGACAAGUGUUACCUGCCCAAGAAACAGAUCCACGUCUGGUCUGGACACACCAAGGGGGUCAGUGCUAUCCGUCUGUUUCCUGUGUCAGGUCACCUGCUGCUCUCCUGCUCUAUGGACUGUAAGGUCAAGUUGUGGGAGGUGUAUAACGAGAGGAGGUGCAUACGGACAUUUAUCGGCCACAGUAAAGCAGUGCGGGAUAUCUGCUUCAACAACACUGGGUCUCAGUACAUGAGUGCAGCCUACGACCGCUACCUCAAACUCUGGGACACCGAGACGGGCCAGUGCAUCUCCCGCUUCACCAACAGAAAGGUGCCAUACUGCGUCAAGUUCAACCCAGACGAGGACAAGCAGAAUCUGUUUGUGGCUGGCAUGUCAGAUAAGAAGAUUGUUCAGUGGGACGCGAGGACAGGAGAGGUGGUUCAGGAGUAUGACCGUCACCUGGGAGCGGUCAACACCAUCACAUUUGUGGAUGAGAACCGCCGUUUCGUCAGCACGUCUGACGACAAGUCCCUCCGCGUGUGGGAGUGGGACAUUCCCGUGGACUUCAAGUARAUCGCAGAGCCCAGUAUGCACUCAAUGCCUYCUGUAACACUCUCACCCAAUGGUAAGUGGCUGGCCUGCCAGUCCAUGGACAACCAAAUCCUGAUCUUUGGAGCCCAGAACCGUUUCCGUCUGAACAAGAAGAAGAUCUUCAAGGGCCACAUGGUGGCUGGCUACGCCUGCCAGGUGGACUUCUCCCCAGACAUGAGCUAUGUGGUGUCUGGCGAUGCGGAUGGGAAGCUGAAUAUCUGGGACUGGAAGACCACCAAGCUGUAUCACCGGAUCAAGGCCCACGACAAGGUGUGCAUCAGCGCCCUGUGGCAUCCUCAUGAGACCUCCAAGGUCAUCACCUGUGGCUGGGACGGACAGAUCAAACUCUGGGACUAGAAACAUGGGGGUGGGGGGUGCAGAUGGACUCCCUCUCUUUAGGGGGAGAGGUGGUGGUCUUUCUGUCAUGUAUUUUCCAUAAUUUAAUGGCAGRCAUAGGGCUGGUAUCCAGUCCUYUUUUAACUCKGUGUAUAUUUCUACCCCAUCUGAAGAGGGGACACCGGUGGAUUGAACUUUGAACUGGUGAUGUUGAUAAAGAGCUGUAUACAUUUGAAGUUGGAAGUUUACAUAGACUUAGGUUGGKGUCAUUAAAACUUGUUUUUCAA
Messenger RNA from Salvelinus sp. IW2-2015, 2004 nucleotides. It is a transcript of the gene cdc40, whose product is annotated as cell division cycle 40 homolog (S. cerevisiae). Gene Ontology annotation, biological process: mRNA splicing, via spliceosome. NCBI's taxonomy places the organism in Eukaryota, Metazoa, Chordata, Actinopteri, Salmoniformes, Salmonidae. The record is from RefSeq and is a predicted model, not a curated record. Gene Ontology annotation, molecular function: protein binding; mRNA binding. Gene Ontology annotation, cellular component: catalytic step 2 spliceosome.